Priapulus caudatus is the source of this 1500-nucleotide messenger RNA. Its product is annotated as signal-induced proliferation-associated 1-like protein 2. The transcript is spliced from 13 exons. Gene Ontology annotation, biological process: regulation of small GTPase mediated signal transduction; activation of GTPase activity. Gene Ontology annotation, molecular function: GTPase activator activity. Gene Ontology annotation, cellular component: cytoplasm. The record is from RefSeq and is a predicted model, not a curated record. NCBI's taxonomy places the organism in Eukaryota, Metazoa, Priapulida, Priapulimorpha, Priapulimorphida, Priapulidae. Bases 1 to 1500 code for a protein of 499 amino acids.
AUGGUGUACAACUGGGCCCGGAUGUUCAGAGUCGAGAAAGACGUCAAGAUGUGCCUGUCGAAUGCAGAUCAUCAGAAUUUCUUCGGCAUUGAUGAGAACCUAGGUCCCGUGGCAGUGAGCAUUAGGAGGGAGAGAGUAGAUGAUGGCAGCGGUAGUCUCUCCCUCCUCUACCAGCACCGUAUCAUCAUGAGAACUAGCGAGCUUCCGGCGCUGCGCGGCACCGUCGUCGAGGAGAGCAUCCCGGCGACGACGAAGCCGAGCGGCUCGCGGCCGCUGCCCGUCAAGGACGUGCUGGAGUACGUCGUGCCAGACCUGCAGACCUGCUGCCUGAAGCUAGCGACCAGCGGCCCGCAGACAUGCCAGCAGCUGAUGAAGGUCGACGAACAAGUGAUGACGCCACACUACAAGAUUGGCAUCAUGUACUGCAAGGCUGGUCAAUCAACCGAGGAGGAGAUGUACAACAAUGAACAUUCUGGUCCUGCCUUUGACGAGUUUUUAGAAACGCUGGGCACUAAAGUCAGACUAAAGGACUUUCUCAAAUACAAAGGCGGCUUGGACACAAAAACUGACUCAACUGGCCUCUAUUCACUGUAUGCAACCUACCAGGAGUAUGAAGUGAUGUUUCACGUGUCCACAAUGCUUCCCUACUCGCCCAACAACAAGCAGCAGCUGCUGCGGAAGCGUCACAUCGGCAACGACAUCGUGACGAUCGUGUUCCAGGAGCCCGGCGCGCAUCCGUUCACGCCGAAGACCGUGCGCUCGCACUUCCAGCAUGUGUUCAUCGUCGUGCGCGCCCACGAGCCGAAUACAACCAACGUCAAGUACAGUGUGGCAGUGACCAGGUCCAAAGAUGUCCCAGCAUUUGGGCCAGCCAUCCCAAAGGAUAAACUCUUUUCCAAGUCAAAGGACUGUGCUGAGUUUAUAAUAGCCAAAGCGAUAAAUGGUGAAAAUGCUGCUCACCGGUCAGAAAAGUUCAUUGCCAUGGCAACCCGAACGAAGCAGGAAUACUUGAAAGACCUAGCGACCAACUAUGUUACUACGACAUCACUUGAUUCUGGCCCCACCAAAUUCAGCAAGUUUUCUCUCAGUACUAAACGCAAGGAUAAGCCUCGGCCAAAGCUCAUCACCGACGCCUUUGUAAAGGGAGCAUUAGUGUGGCAAGUGCAGACGGAGGACUUCAGCCAGUCAAGUCAGUUAGACUGUCUCCUUGGUAUCUCCGUCGAGCACAUAGUUCUCGUAGAGGAGACGAGCAAGGAACCCAUCUUCACAACCCGAUGCAGAUCUGUGAUAGGCUGGACAGCCUCUAACAACAGUUUGAGAAUCUACUACCGGCACGGUGAGUGUGUUGUCAUCAGGACCAUCGAUCAUGACAUUGUCGACGAGGUGAAGGAGAUAUGUCAGCGGCUUGUAGCCGUCACGCAGGGCGUAGAGGUGAGCCAGCCUGUCCCUUAUCCUUCACACAGUAUUCAUGCUGCCAGUGGGCACAUCUCUCCUUCCUGA